AGCAUUAUUUCCUGUCUUGCUGCUAGUAGCCGGACCAUCUGGAUAGCUGCACAGUCGAAUGUCGCUGUGAAGAAUGUCGCCGAGAAGUUUGACAAAAUAAAAUUCUAUGAUUUUAAGCUGUUGGUGUCGUUGGAGUUCCACUUCGACUGGCACGAGCACCUGUAUGAGAGGCUUCCAUCGUGCGUCAUUCGCUCCGACUCGUUCGCUAAGGGCGUAGUCGGCGCAUCUAGGCAGCUGUGCGGCGCCAGGAUCAUUUUGUGCACACUGAGCAUGUUGUCGAAUGACAAUAUCGCACCCUAUGUCCAAGUGAAUCCAGUAGACAUGCUAAUUUUUGAUGAGGGCAGUCAGAUAGAACUCGGAAAUUACGUUCCCGUUCUCUAUCGUUUCGGACGCACCCUAACGAAGAUCGUCUUCAUUGGAGACGAUAAGCAGUACCGCAUGCCGAGCGCCAUCGGCGACUUCAUAUCACAAGCAGUCUACAAUGGGAAGCUGAAAACCUGUCACGGGAACUCCGUCAGUCUACCGUGCCGCUUUGUCGAUGUUGAAAGAGGGCGGGAAACAAAAUCAGGAAAGAGUUGGAUCAAUUCUUCAGAGGCACGAGUUGUAGUGCAGCUUGCCGGUGUAUAUCAGGCUAAAGGGCUUGACUUUCGUAUCAUCACACCAUACGACGCCCAACGCGCUCUCAUUGAACACGAGCUGAAAACGGCGAAAUUACGUCAUGAAGAUAAAGUAUUCAACGUAGAUUCAUUUCAAGGCAACGAGGCAGAACACAUCAUCGUCUCUGUGGUCAAAUCGGACAAACUUGGCUUCUUGACUAACCAGCGACGAACCAACGUUAUGCUUACCCGCUGCAAAAAGACCAUGGUUAUAUGCACGAGUAAAGCAUUUGUUUGCGGCCCAGCAGCAGCAACUCUUAUCGGAAAGCUUGCAACCGCUCUUGGACCACAGGCGUGGGUACAUGGGGACGUUCAACUCAUCGUGCCGGCCCGGGAUGUAGCACUGCAUCGCCCCAACACUCGAUUAACUGGCCACAGCCUCCUCACCUCCACAAACGUAGCAGAUGAACGAACCCAAGGCGGUCAUGUGCCUGUUAGCAGCUCCUCGAUAUCACCUCACAAUCACUCAUCAUCAUCGCGGUCACGCCGACAGAACACCUCUAAAGUCAAUCCUACACCCCUGAUCGUUGCAGGUAAACGAACCCAAGGCGGUCAUGCACCCACUAGUAGUUCUUCGACAUUACCUCACAAUCACUCAUCACCAUCGCGAUCGCGCCGGCGGGGCAGCUCUAAAGCCCACCCUACACCGAAGAAGAACCGUGUGUUAAAAACGCGCGGCGGGAAAUAG
This is a messenger RNA of Pisolithus orientalis, 1344 nucleotides long. RefSeq names its product AAA domain-containing protein. The transcript has 5 exons. The record is from RefSeq and is a predicted model, not a curated record. The annotation marks the transcript as partial. NCBI's taxonomy places the organism in Eukaryota, Fungi, Basidiomycota, Agaricomycetes, Boletales, Pisolithaceae.